Molecule: messenger RNA, 3882 nt
Organism: Miscanthus lutarioriparius
Lineage: Eukaryota; Viridiplantae; Streptophyta; Magnoliopsida; Poales; Poaceae
Source: the annotation of a GenBank genome assembly
AUGGUUUCGAUGAGCACCACGCCGAAGCCGCUCGACUCCGCCGCCGUCGCCGGUGGAGGCAGAGGCGGGGACGAGGGUGGAGGAGGCGGCGGCGGCGGCGGGAAGAAGCAGGUGCGCGGGGCGGCAGCGGCGGCGGUGAUGGCGCCGCCGCCGAUGGCGGUCCCCGUCCCGGUCCCGGUCGCGGCGCCCGCGGCGGGGGAGGAUGUUCGGAAGGUCAGGAAGCCGUACACCAUCACCAAGUCGCGGGAGAGCUGGACGGAGCCCGAGCACGAUAAGUUCCUCGAGGCCCUGCAGCUUUUUGAUCGUGAUUGGAAGAAAAUUGAAGCAUAUGUUGGCUCAAAGACUGUUAUACAGAUAAGGAGCCAUGCACAGAAGUACUUCUUGAAGGUUCAGAAGAAUGGUACGGGCGAGCAUCUGCCCCCACCCAGGCCAAAACGAAAGGCAGCUCAUCCAUAUCCACAGAAGGCAUCUAAAAAUGAUCCCGCAGUUUCUCAAGCUAUUUUAUCACAACAACAACCUACCCAGAGGGAGCAAGGUUCUGUCAUGCCUAUGGAUACUGCUACUGUGAGAAACACAAAUGCAAAUGUGGCGGUGCCUUCCUGGGACAAUACUCUUGCUCAACCUUUUAGUGCUGGUCAUGUUCAAGGUGCCGUUGCAACAAAUAACUGUUCAAGUAGCAUAGAGAGUCCAUCCGGUACUUGGCCAUCUUCUGAAGCAGUUGAGCAAGAAAAUGUGGUUCCACCACUCCGUGCCAUGCCAGAUUUUGCCCGAGUAUACAGCUUCCUAGGAAGCAUAUUUGAUCCUGAUACAAGUGGGCAUUUGCAGAGGUUAAAAGCGAUGGAUCCAAUUGAUAUUGAAACGGCUCUAUCUGCAUUGGAGAGAAGUGAACCUAUUCAAGGUGUUCAUAUACUUUUUGGAUGGUUUAAGAAAGAGCUUGGAAGCCUUGUGUGGGUAAUAUUUUGUGUGACAGCGAUUGAUGUUGGAUUGUUGGGAACCAAUUCCAUAAUCAGUACAAUGGAGUGCAGCAGAGAAGAGGCCUUGAAGGCCAUGGAAAUUGCUGCUAAGAAGUUGGAAAACAGAGACUUUGCUGGUGCUAAAAGGAUUGCCCUUAAAGCGCAGAGGAUUUUUCCAGAGGUCGAGAACAUACCCCAGCUGUUAACUGUCUGUGAAGUACAUUGUGCAGCAGAAGCAAAGGUAAAUGGGAUAUUGGACUUUUAUGGAAUUCUCCAAGUAGAAGGGACAGCGGAUGAGAUGACCAUAAGGAAGCGGUUUUGUAAGCUUGUUCUCUUACUUGACCCUGAUAAAAACAGUUAUGCUGGUGCAGAUUCUGCUUUGAAGUUUGUUGCAGAAGCAUACUCAACAUUGGCUGAUCAAACAAAACGACAUGUAUAUGAUGUCAAAUGGAGGGUUGCUUUCAAAAUUGCACCAAAGCAGGCUACACAACCGACAGGCUGCAGAACCAACUCGGGUUACACAACCAUUCAGGCUACACAACCAAAACAGGCUGCAAAACCAAAGCAGGCUACACAACCUAAUCUGGCCGAGGAAUCAGAACGGGCCACACAGCCAAAGCAGGCUACACAACCAAUGAAGACUACAGAGCCGAUUAACAAAACCGAUGCAAAUAGAAGUAACACAGCAAGAUAUGGACCAUCAGGUUCAUCACCCACUGAUGGGUGUACGUUUUGGACCGUAUGCAUCCACUGUAAAACAAAAUAUAAGUACCAUGGCGACAUACUCAAUCUUCAGAUCCGUUGUCGGAACUGCAGGAAAAAAUUCUUUACACACCAGAUAAGUACAGAGGAUGUGACUUCUGUAUUCUCAUCAAAAACUGCAAAUAGUGAUACGAAACAGGGCUGUCUUCCUACUCAACAAGGCUGUUCUAGAUAUCUCUCUUCUAGAGAGAACAAAGAGACAAGUCCUGUGAUGAAUGCAGCACAAUGUGAUGAACAAAUGAAGAGCAGUUCAAAACCAGGUGGUGAAGGUAUGGUUGAUCAUACAGAGACAAGUCGGAAAGGAGUUGAAUUUUCUGCAACAAAUCCUUCUAAAGCAUCUGCACCAAACGGAAAUGAUAGGGCAGAUGGAAGGAUGCAAACUGACACCACUGUACCAUAUUUUGGUGAUGGGAAAAACCUAAGUAGUGGGCUGGAUACAUCAGCAGUGCCAGGUGCUGCAGGAAUCCCUACUCCACAGAGAUGUUUUAGGAGAAAGGCAUAUGUUGAUGCCAAUAACACCCUUAACUCUCCAAAGAAAAAGAGUCGAACACUCAAAGAUUGGUCCUCAAAUGCUGCCUGCAGUCCUAAUGAAGUGUUUGCUGAUAAUGUUGCCCAUGCUGAUGGACAAAUUAGUGAAUCUCAUGUCUACAGCAAAACAGAUAAUCAAGAUAAAAGUUGUACUGUCAAUGAAGGCAAUAAAAGCACUUGUGAUACACCUGCUGGGAAGCCUUGCAAUGCUGGGAGCUUCACGUACCCUGACUCAGAAUUUUUUGACUUCGGUAACUGUAGGGAUGUCAAACUGUUUGCAGUUAAUCAGAUAUGGGCACUUUAUGAUGACUUUGAUGCCAUGCCAAGAUAUUAUGCUAGAAUUAGACAUCUUGAUACUACCAACUUCAGAGUUCAGUUCACUUGGCUGGAUCACUAUGCAGUGAAUGAUGAUGAGGACAAUUGGACUUAUAAUGAACUUCCUGUGGCUUGUGGGAACUUUAAGUUAGGAAACACACAAGAGUCACAACAUCCCCUCAUGUUUUCUCACAUCAUUUCAUGGGCUGAAGGCGGAACAAGGGGUUCUUAUGUAAUACAUCCAAGUAAGGGUGAGGUAUGGGCUCUUUAUAAGGGCUGGAGUAUGCAGUGGAUCUCAGAUGCAGACAAUCAUAGAUCCUAUGAGUAUGAAGUGGUGGAGGUCCUUUCAAACUUUACAAUGGAAGCUGGUGUCACUGUUAUCCCCUUGGUCAGGGUUGAAAGUUUUGUGAGUCUGUUUGCACAAGCAAAGGAUAAAUCAUCAUUUGUUAUACCAUCAAGUGAUCUACUUCGGUUUUCCCACAGUAUCCCAUUUUUCAGAACAAGAAAUGAGAAGGUUGGUGUCCCUAGUGGGUUUCUUGAACUAGAUACCGUAUCGCUUCCUAGUAAUUUGGAUGUAGCAUUUCCACCGGUUACUCUUGAUUCUUGUGUGCCUGGUUCUUCUGCUCUGCAAGGCUGCUGCUCCCCCAUUAUUUUGACAUAUCCAAAAACAGUAUUCUACAACUUUGAAGAAGGCCGGUUGAAUACUAAGUUUGCACGAGGCCAGAUAUGGGCUCUUUACAGUGAUUUUGAUAAACUUCCAAAAUACUAUGGCUGGGUUUCACAAGUUGAUCGAGAUCCGUUUGGAGUGCAACUGACUUGGCUGGAAGCAUGCCCUCGAUCAGAACAGGAGAAUCUGUGGUUAGAGCAUGACGUACCUGUGAGCUGUGGGACAUUUAAAAUCCGUUACUGGAGUAUCAAGUAUGACACGAAUGGUGCAUUCUCUCAUGUAGUAGGGAUCCGUUCGAAGUGGCACUUUGAAAUUCACCCACAAGUAGGGGAGAUUUGGGCGAUCUACUGCAAUUGGUCACCUGGCUGGGUUCCUUCCAGCAAGGAUGUCUGUGAAUAUGCCAUUGGUGUGAUAACUGCGCGCACUGAAGCUAUCACGAAAGUUUUGUUUCUGACUCAGGUAGAUGGCUACAGAACUAUAUUCAGGCCAGACAAUGAGAGGGGUAUCCUGGAGGUGCCAACAAAAGAUGACUUGCGGUUUUCUCACCGGAUACCCUCUUUCCAACUGACAAAAGAAAAGGGUGGCACUCUCUGUGGCUUCUAUGAGUUGGAUCCUGCUGCUGUUCCUGAUCCCUUCCUCGCUGAGGGUACCCACUGA